CUGGGGUUAUUGGGCUUGCAACCUUCAAAAAUUGCCGGAGUAUUCCAUCUUCGCUAUUCCCAAGAUCGUCCUUUAAAAGCAAGACAAAUUGUAUUAUAUUUUAAAGGAAAAACUCAUGUUAAAUUUGAAGAAGGAAACGAACAGCAUAAGUUGAAGCAACAAUUUCUUAAUCAAUCAAAAAUAGUAUGGUCUUCUCAAAGCGAAGGAAUUUUUGAGGAUUUGACCACAUUAGAUAUACCGUUCGAAUUUAACAUUCCAAACAAUUCACCAUCAACCGUCACCUCAAUGGAAAAAUCAGACAUCGGCCUAAUCACAUAUACCCUGCAAGCGAAAAUUUUCAGAGUUUCCAAUCUAUUACUCUUGAAUCACGCAAAAAUAGUGAAAUGUCGGUUGGAUGUUAAAAGAUGGGUCGCGCUUCCUUCCCCUGAUUAUUAUGCAACGCCAUUUUCCUAUGAAUUCCCGAAGUUCAAAUGUCAACUAUUGCUGGAUCAAUCCGUCUUUGGGAUUAAUAGUGUAAUCCUACUGCCCGUGAAAUUCAUUUUAUUUGAUAUGAGAGUAUGUGUAGAAAAGAUUACGGUGAGGAUAAAAGAAUAUCAUCUGUUAAAGAUGGCCAUGGAGUUGGACAAUCCGAAAAGUAAAGUUGUUAAAAAAUCUGUGCUCGAAAUUGUGAUAGGAGGAGAUAAAGUAUUGCCAGUUAAUAAUAGUAACAAUGAGUUCAUGGUAAACAUCGAGUUCAAUUUAAGAGAAGCACAUGGAAAGAUACAAUGUAAUUGUGAGACUCCUUUAAUCAACAUUUGGCAUAUGCUAAAGAUCAAAAUAAAUAUGAAAAAUGCCGAUGUCGGACAUUUAUAUAUGGAGAAGGAGGUAAAGGUUUACAAUAUUCUACAGAAUGAUCUCCUGAUUGGGUCGUCAGAGGAUUGA
Molecule: messenger RNA, 921 nt
Organism: Acaulospora colombiana
Lineage: Eukaryota; Fungi; Glomeromycota; Glomeromycetes; Diversisporales; Acaulosporaceae
Source: the annotation of a GenBank genome assembly